UUCUUCUCUUCCCUUGUUUCUGUUUCCGUUCGAUUGAGUGAUACGAUUGAGAGUUUGGUUUGAGAGAAUCAUUUGAUGUUGAUGAGUAGAUGAUGAAGGGGAUGAUGUAGAUAUGAAUCUUGAGAAGAAACGAUGGAUUGAAGAGAAUUUAGAGUUAGGGUUUCGGGAUUUGCAUCUGAGAUAAAUCCGGUGAUGAUGGUUGGAGCUAUAAGCUGGGGGAGAUGGUUUAAUCAAAUACUCAGAGAUGUACUUCGAUGUUGAGGCUAAUUAAGUUUGGAAAGAAACGAAUUUGAGAAAUCAGUGAGCUAGGGUUUUCAUAAGAAGUUUGAGGAAGAAUUAGAAGAUGAAGUUUAUGGUUAGGGGAUUGAAUUAAAGGUGGGUUUGUUCGUAAUUGAAGUUUAAUCAGAUGUAUCGGGUUUAAUAACAGUUUUGAUGGAACAUAGACUUAGGGUUAGGUAGUUUGAAUAUUCGAUGAAGGAGAUGGAAUUGAUGGCGAGAAGAUUAGUAGAGGAAGAUUUCUGAAUCGGUUCGAAGUACAAGAGAACCUGAUUCAAUUGCCUGUGUGAAACUGUUAUAAGGUAAUUGUCUUCUUCUGUAAAGUUAGUGAAGUUGUAUUCUUUUUAUUGAGAUUCAAGUUGAGUUGUUGUGGAUGUGUGAAUAUGGAGAUUAGAUGUAUGUUUAGGAAAUUACAGGUGUUGGUGUUGUCUAUGAGAUGAUGAAAUUGGCAGGGUUGUACAGUAGGUGCUUUUGUAAGAAGUAAGAUGGAAUUCUAGUGUGUAUAACUAGAGUUAUUGAAUGGAAUGUUGCUUAAAAUUGGUUAUGCUGAGAUUGAGAUUACAGUUUGUGAUGGUGGUGUUGAAUUGAGUUUAAGGCAGUGGUAUGAGAUGCAAUUGGAUUAUUGCUCAGCUGAUAGUGGUGUUAAACCUUAAGUGUUUUUGUUAGAGGGAUUGAACUGAGUUUAUUUUGGAUGUGUGAAUUGUUGAUAAUGUUGAAGUGAAGAGUGUACUUGUGUUGCUAGUGGGUUGUACAGGUGAAAAUAUAAAUGAGGAAUUUGGAGUGGCAAGUGUGUUUCAAUUAGCAGAAUGGUCUUGCAAUUGAAGGUUGUUAACUGAAAUUGGGGUGAAUUAGUUUACUUGAGAUGACAGUGUUGAGGUAAUGGAGUUACAAUUGAGAUGAUGUUGUAUACGGCUUGUGAUAUUUGAUAGAUUUGACAGUUCAAUGAAGGAGGUGGGAUGAAUUUAGAAAUAGGUAUGUUACGGUAUUACAAAGAUAUGAAGUUAGAUGUAUUGUUGGUACUGGGAUGGAGGUGUAGGUGAAGUAAUUAGUGGCUCAGGUCAAGAAGGAAGUUAGAAUGGUGAUGUAAAGUUGUAGAUAAUGAUUGCUGUGAAAGCUUGUUACUGCUGCUUUUGCAGGUAAAGCUUGAAUUAUCAUUGUAUUGAAAUUAUAAAACUAUAUAGAUUGAAAGUUUGUAUUUUGAUCAAUUGAAUAGAGUCAGGUAGCUAGUGAAACUGUAAGUACACCACAUUGUUUGCAUGUUAUCCCAGUCAAUCUAGAUUACUCCCUUGAAUCAGUCUUGUGUUCUGAGUUGGAUCACUGAGUUAACCCUGAUCGAUUCUUAUGUUGACCAGAACCAAUUGACUUUGAUUUGACCGAAUUGACUCAGUUGAUCGAUUCUUGUUUGACUUUGAUCUUGACCUUCACCUUAACCGUUAGUCACCGUUAUUUGAUUCUGUUGGACUGGACCUUAGUUUAGUGGGCUUGUUAAGUGGGCUUGAGCUUAGGAUUAGUUUUCCUAGUUCGAUGUUUUGACCACUUAUAGUCUGAAUUGACCUUUGGCUUAUUCUACAAGGAUGUAGAUAUUCAUAAGACUUAGCUACGGACUAUAGAAUCAACCUAAUUGGAUUAGUAAACUCUUAAUUAUGUUAAAGAUAGAGAAUGAGAUACCAUAAUGAGUGUAGAACCAUUAGAUUGGAAUGUAUGAUUCUUGUAUGAGCCAUUUUGGCUAGCUUCUUAGACUUUUUGUGUGAUUAACAGUUAGUCUUUAUUAACAACGAUCGAUUCAAAGGAUGAACUAGUGGAUCAUGGAUCUCGAGGUAGGCGUGGAUUGUCAUCAAAAGAGAAAAGAAGAAAAGAGGAAGAGAAGAUCAGCAGAAGUAACACCUUCUAGUGAGCCCACUCCGCAACCCCGUCACGGAAAACCAUUGGGUGCAAACGCAAGGAAUACAAGUGAAGGUGUACUUGUUAUUACUGGAGGAAAUGAUGGUGUUUCUCUUACUGGAGGAAAUAAAGGUGGAGGUGAGACUGGAGGAAAUAAAGGUGGAGGAAAUCAAGGUGAAGUUGUUUCUGGAACAAAUGAAGGUGGAGGAAAUGAUGGUCUUGCUGUUACCGGAGGAAAUGAAGGUGGAGGAAAUGAUGAUGUUGCUGUACUGGAGGAAAUGAAGGUGGAAGAAAUGAAGGUGGAGAAAAUCAAGGUGUACUUGAUAUUAAUGAAGUUGGCACUUCUAGUGGUUCUGCUAUUGAUAAAGGUAAAGCAGUGGUUGAGGAGGACAAGAAGGAUGGAAAAAAGAAGUAUCCACCAAAGGAAAAUGCAAGUGAAAUCAUUGAUGCCAUGGAGUUUAUACCUAAGAAGGGUAAUUGGAGACCUUGGGGGUGAGCCAAGAGAUCGUUCCGUCUUGAUGGGUGGUAGGUUCGGAAACCUACAAUAAGAUACUGCAAGUGCACAACGUCUAACUAGUAGACAAUGGCAAGUACAGGUCGUUCCCACGAGGAGUGUGAAAUACCACUACUAAUUAAUAUCAAAAAUCAACUAACCAAAUUCAAUAUUUUUAGAAGUUUAUGGAACAACGAAAGCAAAAUAAUACUAAAAACGGACCCAAGGAUGUGAAAGUGUUAAGGAUCCGGGAAUCCGUUGUAGGUGAGUUACUUGCAUUUAAUCACAA
Molecule: messenger RNA, 2939 nt
Organism: Papaver somniferum (opium poppy)
Lineage: Eukaryota; Viridiplantae; Streptophyta; Magnoliopsida; Ranunculales; Papaveraceae
Product: circumsporozoite protein-like
Exons: 2
Coding region: 2082-2705 (207 amino acids)
Source: RefSeq, a predicted model, not a curated record